This is a messenger RNA of Notolabrus celidotus (New Zealand spotty), 2669 nucleotides long. RefSeq names its product hyaluronan and proteoglycan link protein 4 (gene hapln4). Gene Ontology annotation, molecular function: hyaluronic acid binding. The transcript has 8 exons. Gene Ontology annotation, biological process: cell adhesion. Lineage: Eukaryota; Metazoa; Chordata; Actinopteri; Labriformes; Labridae. The coding region runs from base 595 to 1788 and encodes 397 amino acids. The record is from RefSeq and is a predicted model, not a curated record.
ACUGCUUAGUCUCAAUUGUCAAAUCCAAUUUGGGUAAUGAAACCAGUGAAUAUUCUGCUCAUUUGCAGUUUCAUCAUAUUUGGGGGACUGUCUGCCUGUGUAGCUGCAGUGUCGUUGUAUGUGACUUGCUUUCUCAGAGAAGACAAUUCAUUUUAUUUCUCUAUAUCAUUGUGGCUAGUGUUUAUCAUAAGACAUUUGACCAUGUUUGCUCAUGUUCAUUCUGGUUUUCAUUAAAUUUACUAUGCAUUUAAUCUAAAGGAGCAACACUACAGUAUCAAAAUACUCAAUGCAGGUGAAAUUAAGCAUGGGUGAAUAUUUACCAAUGUAAGUGAGCAUACAACUAUAUAUUGACAUCAUCUGAAGAGUGGCUAAAACUGAAGCUGUUGGAUAAUGAAGGUCCCACAAACACCGGUGGUUCCCCUGCAGUGCGAGAGAUCAGCAAUGGGACUGAAGGCAGAGAGAGAGGGAGGGAGAGAGGCGAGUGUGCUGCUGCUGCUGCUGCUGCUGCAGAGAGACAUUUAGCCUGACUGAGAAGUUAAACAGCGCACAGCGACACGUCUGAUUCAUCCAGGCUGUAAUCCUGGUGUUAAAGCCAUGUUCUCAAAGCAGCUGCGGCCCCUUGCCUUUGGGAAGACAUUCAUUGUGGUAUUCAUCCUGAGUUUUGCCCUCUCAGUGACUUCUCUGCCUGCAGAUGUUGAAAAGGGAAGGAGAAAGGUGGUACAUGUGCUCGAGGAUGACAGUGGAGCAGUCAUUGUACAGACAGCUCCUGGCAAAGUGGUGACACAUCGUGGAGGCUCCAUCACUCUGCCCUGUAGAUACCACCAUGAGCCUGAGAACACAGAUCCUUCCCGCAUCCGCAUUAAAUGGACCAAAGUGACAGAUGCACUGCAGUUUGAGGAUGUGUUUGUGGCUCUUGGGAGGCAGCAGCGUGUGUUCGGAUCGUACAAAGGCCGUGUGUUUUUGGAGCAGGCAGGACCAGGUGACGCUUCAGUGAUCAUCCAAAAUGUCACACUGGAAGACUAUGGACGCUAUGAGUGUGAAGUCACUAAUGACAUGGAAGACGACACAGGAUUCGUCAACUUGGACCUAGAAGGAGUGGUGUUUCCCUACUACCCCCGUGAGGGGCGCUAUAAGCUUAACUACCACCAGGCAGAGGAUGCCUGCAAAAAACAGGAUGCCAUUCUGGCUUCCCAUUCUCAGCUGCACAAGGCCUGGCUGGAAGGACUAGACUGGUGUAAUGCAGGAUGGCUAGAGGAUGGCUCAGUCCAGUACCCUAUCGCUCACCCCAGAGAACAGUGUGGUCGCAAAGACACCCCUGCUGGCGUUCGUAACUAUGGCUACCGGCACUUGGAGGAUGAACACUAUGAUGGUUUCUGCUUCACUUCCAAGCUCAAUGGCAAAGUGUACUUCCUCAAACGCUUUAAGAAGGUGAACUAUGCUGAGGCGGUGAAGGCCUGUAUUCGAGAUGGCUCAGUGGUGGCAAAAGUGGGGCAGCUGUACGCCGCAUGGAAGUUCCAGCUUCUGGAUCGCUGCGAAGCUGGUUGGCUUGAGGACGGCAGCAUCCGUUAUCCCAUUGUUAACCCUCGGUCUCGCUGUGGAGGGGCCCAGCCAGGUGUCCGACACCUGGGCUUCCCUGAUAAAAAAUUUCGCCUGUAUGGGGUCUACUGUUUUCGCAAGAGCAAAGAUGAAUCAGCAGAUGGUGCUGCAAAGACAAACACCCUUAGUAAUAGUUUGACAAGCACAAAGAGCAGUAACAGAAUCCCAAUUAAUGCUACAAGGGUGAUUUAAAAUGGACAGACUAAGAGCAAUUUUAGAUUUGACUGCAACAGCUGUCUCCUAGCAGCCAGUCUCCAUUCAUCACUUCAAAAGAAAAACGCUCACAGACAAGAUGUUCUCAUUUACCAGAGAGAAGAAGGGCUGUGUAAAAUUAAGGGUGACAUCUUUAUUAGGGUGAUUUUCCUAUCGUCUCAACUCAGUCAAUCAUCUUAAGAAAUAAGUAUGUUAGCACAUCUGUCCCUGUAACAGCAAGAUUAAACAGAGGCUCUAUCUUCACUCAUGCACAAAUCAGAUCAGAGAGUCUGCCAUGAAUCUCCUUGUUUACAUGUUUGUGGAUAUUUUUUUUUUGGCUCCAGUCUGAGCCAGAUCCCAAGUUCCAGGCUGAAAGCAAACAUUACUGAGUGAGACAGGAUGAUGAGCCUGACUGUAUGGAGAAAUUCCAUCGUAAGUUUUGAUUGUACCAAGUUUAAUUGCCUGUAACUGGGUGUCAUGCUUGGUUAGCGACCCUUUGGCACAAUGUGAGUCGUUUUUCUCAUUACUGAAGACCUGGCAAUCUUUUCAUCAGAGCUUAACAGGCUGAGUAGUAUAUAUUGCACUGGCACUCAAAUAUUUGCACUUUAAAUACAUCAAGCUUCAUUUGAUAGCAUCUUAGCCUCAUCUUGGCUUAGUACAAAACAAGCAUGUACUGCUUGGCUAAGAGUAGUUGCUAAGGCUGAGAAAGGAGAGAAACAAAGCAACAAUAAAUGCUAUUUACCCAAUUUACUGCACCUUUAGGCUACCUGGGUCAUCAAUUGCACUAAAUGUUGAAUGUUACAAGCAGCAACCUUUAAUACAGAGAAUGUUUGUCAUUAAAAGUGUAUAAAAGAUGAACAAAUAAAGGUCUUCAAAUUGUU